AUGUCAGCUUCUUUGUUCCUCUCAAAAGAGCUUGAAGUCCUAGCUCCUCAGCAGCUAUCCAUGCUGCAAGCUCAUCAUCCUGCAGCUUCCUUUCAUCUUCUACUAUUCUCUCCUCAGCCUCAAGCUCAUCAUCAUGCUGCAUCUUCUCAUCUUCUGCUUUUUUCUCCUCAACCUCUAACUCAUCAUCCUACCGCUUCCUCCUGCUGCUUCUUCUUGUUCUUAGCUUAUGAUAUUCUCUCCUCAUCCUCAAGCUCAUCAUCCUGCCGCAUCCUCUUAUCUUCUGAUUUUCUCUCCUCAGCCUCAAGCUCAUCAUCCUACCGCUUCCUCUCAGCUUCCUCAUCAACAACGUUUCCUCAAGCUCGUGAUCCUGAUGCAUCCUCUCAUCUUCUGCUUUUCUCUCCUCAACCUCUAGCUCAUCAUCCUACUGUUUCCUCUCAGCUUCCUCCUGCUGCUUCUUCUUGUUCUCAGCUUCUGCUAUUCUCUCCUCAGCCUCAAGCUCAUCAUCCUACCGCUUCCUCUUAG
Messenger RNA from Brassica oleracea var. oleracea, 522 nucleotides. RefSeq lists its product as uncharacterized. NCBI's taxonomy places the organism in Eukaryota, Viridiplantae, Streptophyta, Magnoliopsida, Brassicales, Brassicaceae. The coding region runs from base 1 to 522 and encodes 173 amino acids. The transcript has 2 exons. The record is from RefSeq and is a predicted model, not a curated record.